Messenger RNA from Stegastes partitus (bicolor damselfish), 747 nucleotides. Its product is annotated as homeobox protein MSX-2. Lineage: Eukaryota; Metazoa; Chordata; Actinopteri; Pomacentridae. The transcript is spliced from 2 exons. Gene Ontology annotation, biological process: regulation of transcription by RNA polymerase II; embryonic morphogenesis. The record is from RefSeq and is a predicted model, not a curated record. Gene Ontology annotation, cellular component: nucleus. Bases 1 to 747 code for a protein of 248 amino acids. Gene Ontology annotation, molecular function: DNA-binding transcription factor activity, RNA polymerase II-specific; RNA polymerase II transcription regulatory region sequence-specific DNA binding.
AUGUCUGCCCCCGGAGACUCCAGAGACGAGUUUUCCACAGACGAGGAUGUGGAACCGGCGCGCCAGAAGACACGCACGGCGCAGGUGUCCCGUUUGCCCUUCAGCGUCGAGGCUCUGAUGUCGGACAGGAGGCCGCUGGCUGCGACGGACCGAGAGGAGGGAAGUUACGAUCUGGAUGACGAUGGAGCGCACAGGUCGGAGGAGUUUUCCCAGCAAGUAGUUUCUAUUAAAUCCGAGCCGUCGGAACAAGGGGAAAGUCCGUCUUGGAUAUCCAGCUGCAUUAAGAUGUCCACACCAGCCCGGCAGGUCAGUCCAGCAGUCUGCUCCUUAAGGAAGCACAAAACCAACCGCAAGCCUCGCACUCCCUUCACCACCAUGCAGCUCCUGGCCCUGGAGAGGAAGUUUCGUCAGAAGCAGUACCUGUCCAUCGCGGAGCGGGCCGAGUUCUCCUCCUCCCUGACGCUGUCCGAGACCCAGGUCAAGAUCUGGUUCCAAAACCGUAGAGCCAAAGCCAAGAGGCUUCAGGAGGCCGAGGUGGAGAAACUGAAAAUAGCAGCUGGGUCCAAAGCUGUAUUCUACCCCGGCUUCUCGUCUUUAGGUUUACCUCUCAGCAGCAACGUGCAGGCCGGUUCGGCAGCAGCGCUCUACGGACUGGGCUGCUCAUACGGCCGCGUCCCCGUUCACCCCGCCGCACAUCUGGCCAUGUACGCCUCACAGGUCGGCUACAGCAUGUUCCACCUCUCCUGA